This is a messenger RNA of Owenia fusiformis, 3395 nucleotides long. NCBI's taxonomy places the organism in Eukaryota, Metazoa, Annelida, Polychaeta, Sabellida, Oweniidae. The record is from the annotation of a GenBank genome assembly.
CGCAAGACAGGCGUGACGUCAUUUACAUCCACACGAGGUUUGGCCAUCUGGAUUUUGUACGAAAUAUUGAAGUGAUUAUUAGACAAUUAAACGGACCUCUAGCCGACAUGGCUAACACGAACAAUUUCAAUAACACUCCAGAUUCCUGGGAUCAGAACGAUUCAGGGGGAUUCGGUGAUCCAAUUGAUGUUAAUCAGUUAUCAAAACCUAUGUCUGAACUCAACGUCGAAGCUCCUUCUUUCGUUCCGGGACUGAACUACAACGCCAAAGAAUUUGUCCCCUCGUUUGCUACGACUUCGUCAGAUACAAGCCAAAACACUGCUGACAGUGCACCAACACAUGAAUCUAUGGAGGUUGAAGAAAACACAUCUGUAACUCCCCCUGAUGAUUGGGAGACCUCUAAAGAUGCUAGCACCUGUUCUACUCCCUCAGAAGAAUCUGACAAAGGGGGCGGAGCUACAGUCAAAGCCGCAGCAGAAAGAGUUAAAAGAUACUCAGAAACUGAAGUAAAGAAAGACCAUGUCAAUGUUGUUUUCAUAGGCCAUGUAGAUGCUGGGAAAUCAACAAUUGGAGGUCACAUUAUGUAUCUCACUGGAAUGGUUGAUAAAAGGACACUAGAAAAAUAUGAACGAGAAGCAAAGGAGAAAAACAGAGAAACCUGGUAUUUGUCUUGGGCACUUGACACAAACACAGAAGAGAGAGACAAAGGAAAAACUGUUGAGGUUGGCAGAGCAUACUUUGAAACAGAAACUAAACAUUUUACUAUAUUAGAUGCACCUGGUCAUCGGAGCUUUGUGCCUAACAUGAUUGGUGGAGCAUCGCAAGCUGAUCUUGCAGUGCUGGUGAUCUCAGCGCGUAAGGGAGAGUUUGAGACAGGUUUUGAAAGAGGGGGUCAAACUAGAGAACAUGCUAUGUUAGUCAAAACUGCAGGUGUAAAAAAGUUGGUUGUAGCUAUAAAUAAAAUGGAUGAUCCAACUGUCAAUUGGGAUGAAACGAGAUACACAGAGUGUAAAGAUAAACUGAUCCCAUAUUUAAAAAAGUGUGGGUUCAACCCUAAAACAGAUAUUCACUUCCUGCCAGUAUCAGGGAUCACAGGUGCCUUCCUCAAGGAGCCCGAUCCUCAAUGCAAGUUUUAUGAUGGUCCACCCUUGUUGACAUAUCUAAAUGAUCUGCCUCUAUUGAAUCGCAAUAGUGAGGGCCCACUACGGCUUCCCAUUGUAGAUAGAUAUAAGGAUAUGGGAACAAUUAUUCAAGGAAAGGUAGAAUCUGGAACAGUUAAGAAGAUGAGUUAUUUACUAAUGCCAAAUAGGAUGACUGUUGAAGUAAUGCAACUAUGGUCUGAUGAAAUAGAGACAGAUGUGGCUGAAAGUGGGGCUAACGUCAAAGUGAAACUCAAAGGUGUGGAAGAAGAGGAUGUCUCCCCAGGCUUUGUACUAUGCUCACCUGAGAACGUUUGCAAUACUAGCAGAGUUUUUGAUGCUCAGAUUGUGAUACUAGAAUAUAAGAAUAUUAUAUGUGCAGGGUACAGUGCUAUACUUCACAUACAUACUUGUGCUGAGGAAGUUACCAUAAAGUCAUUGCUUUGUACAAUAGAUAAGAAAACAGGAAAAAAGUCACCAAAUAGACCUCGCUUUGUAAAACAAGACCAAAUAGCUAUAGCCAGAUUUGAGGUUCAUGGGGGAAUGAUAUGUAUGGAGACAUUCAAAGACUUUCCACAAAUGGGCAGAUUUACCUUACGAGACGAAGGAAAAUCUAUAGCUAUAGGAAAGGUGUUGAAAAUCAGGGAAUAAGCUCCAACUAAAGAUGCUUCUUACUAUUCCAACAUUUGGGCCAUGUCUUGGAUUCUGUCUUAGGCUUAAGAUGUCACCGUUGUCUUCUCCCGCUUUUCUCUCUCGGACAGUUGAUUGAAGUCUGAUGCAUAACCCGUUGGAACAGUGCCAAGAUUUAUUUUUCAUGCACAAACUAUGAGUCAGAUAAUAGGUCAUGUUACUUGAUAUAUGUCCAAUACUUAAUUAUGCUGGACUUUUUCAUGGAAACAAACGCAUGUGCCAUCUAUAAUGAGGUUGAAUGCUCAAACUGAUAAAAGAGACUCCACCUGAACACUAUAAAUAGGAGGUGGAAAUGAUGCUAAAUGUGGAUGUAACCUUAUUACGAGAAAUCUGUUCACUGUUAUAUUGGUUCACUUUGAACUUUGUACCAUGCAACAGGCGGGAUGUCCAUACCAUAGUGGCUUAAAUGAUAAGAGCAGAAAUGUAUGAAACCUCAUAAACUUCCAACAUAUUGUGUGCAAUUUUCCUUUAUGAAAACGUUAAUCACAGAAUCUACACUUUAUAUUAUGGAGUGGAAAGCUGCCAAGUAUUGUUAUUCUCAUUAAAGAUAUUAAAAGUGUAUCCAACUGUUAAGGGACUUCACAGGAAAGAUCUUUGAAAAAGCUGGUACCUUUUACCAGAUCAAAAAAUAAAUGUUAAAUUUGUCUAACAAAUAAAGGAAUCGGGGAUAGAAGGAAUAUAAAGAGCUAUUUAAGAUUGAAUGUCAAUGACUUUGAUAUCUCGGGCUUCCUGUUUUCAAGGAACUAUUUUCUGCUCAUUUGGUAACAAUCAAUACAAAACAUCUGACUUAGUAUAUUUAUAUCUGUUUUCCCCUAUUUUAUGUUACAAUUAUUCAUGUAUUUAUUUAUCAUCUGACUAGAAAGCUUAAUCCACACCAGCAUAGAAUCUGGAAAUCACGCAAAAUCUGAGUUGUAAUAUUUUUUAACUCUUCCUUUUUAUUUUGUAAAAAAAUGCUGGGCCUCACUUUUAAACCAAUGAUAUUUUGGAAGCUGUUAAUAAUCUCUAGAACUUUAUUCAAAAUAUGAAUAAGGCAGUAAAUAAAAUGUUCAAAUGAAAUUGAGUUUAGAUCGUGUAUAUACAUUAAAGAUCUUCAUUGAAAUGUAGGGGUUAUUUAAUUUAUUCAUUUUGAGACAUUUAACUGUUGGCUAAGUUUUGUAGCCCUGUAUUUGUAUGGAGGAUUAUUGAACGUUUGAAGAUGGAGUAGAUUUGCAUCUUGUUAAAAUUUCCUCAGUUUAGUCUGGUAAAUGGUAUGUGCACUAUGUGUACAUUACAAUGUACUAUAUGUAUUAUAUGUAUGCUUAUAAAUGAGAAUGAAAUUGCAUUGAUGUCAGUAUGACAAGAAAUGUAAAGUAUUUAAAUAUUCUUUGGUCAUUGGGCAAAAAGUCCUGACAGUAUUUUAAAGUCAUUGGAAGGAAAAAAUUAAGAAUUUUUUUGAGAACUGAGUUUUUAAUAAAGAAAAUAUUUGUAAAAACAGUGAAAUAUUUUCUUAUGUUGAUUUCUAAAAUGUGAUAUUGGGGUCCAUAUUGUGAGUGUUGUAUGUUGAUGAAUUUAGACUGAUAAAGUAAA